Hemibagrus wyckioides is the source of this 7533-nucleotide messenger RNA. Its product is annotated as FMR1-interacting protein NUFIP2-like. Gene Ontology annotation, molecular function: RNA binding. The record is from RefSeq and is a predicted model, not a curated record. The transcript has 4 exons. Lineage: Eukaryota; Metazoa; Chordata; Actinopteri; Siluriformes; Bagridae. Bases 366 to 1871 code for a protein of 501 amino acids. Gene Ontology annotation, cellular component: cytoplasmic stress granule; nucleoplasm.
GGACUCAAAGCCACAUUCACUCCCGCACAGUUUCAAUGGAGGAGCAGCAGCACCGCAGACAGCGGGCACACAACCACCACGACCUCACCGCCGAAGCGCCAUGGGCCGGGGGAAGACAAACGGCACUGCGAGAGACGUGUGAACAAUGCUGUUCAUCGCUAAUGUGAGCUCAAGCUGCCGGAAACGCAGAAGGAGAAAACAGGUGAAUGUAAACUAAUUGGUUUCAGCCUGACUUUGAAAAAGGACGACUUAAAGAGCGUUCCUGAUGCCGGAGUUGGGAAUUCACUGAACUUCUGUUUAAAGAGAGGGGCUAACUCAUUCAAGCCCAGAGCAAAACCAUUUCUAAUCGGAGUUGCGCUCACAGUAUGGAUGGGAAUCAUCAGACCUCUGUUUUAAAGCACUACGAGGUUAAAAACAUGCACAAAAAAGAGCCAGUGUUAUCUAUGAACGGAGAGGUGGUCCUCGGUUCUGGUUACAUCACAAACGGUUACUCUAGCAAGCCCACCGACAAUGACGGUAGUGGCUCUGAGAGCGGAUACACGACGCCUAAAAAGAGGAGAGCGAGACGCAGCAGCAUGAAAGGCACAGAGAACACAAGUCGGGAAAAGGAGAAAGUGGCCAGGCCCUAUUCUAAACAGGAUACUGAAACUUUAAGCCCUGAGAUACCCGGGAAAGGGCUGCACACUCGAAACUGCACCAGGACUUGCGGUAAACCAGAGGUGCACACAGCAGUCCGCAGGACAGGCGUUCGGGAUGCGAGCCCCGUGACUGAGAUGCAGAAACUGUCAGAUCGAAACUCUGACAGCAAGAUCUCAGUUAGUCUUGUUGGUAAAAAGACUGAUGAUAGGAUCAGUAAAACCAAGCUGGUCUCCUCGGUUGGCUCUAAAGAGGACUCAUGGACUUUAUUCAAGCCUCCUCCCGUGUUUCCAGUGGACAACAGCAGCGCUAAGAUAGUUCCUAAAAUCAGUUACGCAAGCAAAGUUAAGGAGAACCUCAACAAAGUGACGCAGGCUAGUGUGGAGACGACACAAACGCCUGGAAAGCCUUCACACGUUCCCAUGUCUGCUGUAAAAACCGUCACAUCUGCUAGCUUUACCAACCUCUCCGCGUCUCUAGAUACUAACGGCUGUUACUCCGUGGAAACAUCAUUCGAAUCUGCCGCCGGUCUUAGCAUCGUACCUUCUGCCUCCGAUAACCCGGCCGAAAAGGACGUGGAGUCUGCUCCGGAUAACAGUUGCAGCUCACCGUCUUGUUUGUCUGCUCCAGAGCCACGGAAACUUUUUGUUUACCCGCACAAACCUUUAAAUAUGCAACCCCCUGCUGCUCAGACAAAUCAGAAAGCUCUCGGAGACAUCUUCCAGAACCAGUGGGGCCUGUCGUUCAUCAACGAACCCAACGCAGGCCCCGAGGGGGCGCCCGUGACUCGCCUGGCCGUGCCGUUUGAGAUCUCGGACAUCACGUUUCAGCUCGGAAAUGUUCCGUUUCUCAUCCAGCCAUCCCUUAAGGCUGUUUCCCUCCCGGCGCCACAGGAAGUGCAGAGAAGGAGUAAUGGUAUGGAUGCGGCUGCCGUUCAAGACUGUUCACAAGCCCAGCCUGUCCAUCAGGAAACGCGUAAAGCGGAGCGCAGUUCAGACGCUUGUGAGGAUUCGGACGCAGAGUCUACAAGGAACUCUCUACUUAACAGCGUAUUAGGUUUGUCCAAGACACAUACUGAAAAAGAGAAGGUUGGAGCUUACAUGUGGGGAUGGGCUGAUCUACAAGCUGCUGUCCUUUACCACACUAAAGAAUUUGAAUAUCUUCUCACUCUUCACAAGCAAGAUUCAAAAAGGGUGACGUAUUACGAGGAGGUCAUGGACGGACCUGAUCAUUGAGGUGCUGAGUACCAGUACUACAUCUGCUCCACCUUGGGUGCUAAAGUCAGAUCUGAUCCUGGAUGUGAAAUGUUCUGGCCCAAAACAACCAGACACAACUGAUAAAGAGACCGAUGUGUGGGAUGAGGACUAGCUAAAGUUUUGGAUUUCUGUGGUUUUGCUCUGCACACGAGACUGCUGUGAGCUCUACAGAGGCAUGGGACUACGCACAAACACUAGCGAAAGCAUAUAAGGGGAAGGCGUUUUGUCUGGAUGCAUCGGUUGCGGGGAAGUGAUGCGAAAACCCCCGGAGCCUCCCGGAUACAAAUACAAGAUUCACAAUCGUUUUUCUUCCCGCGUUGAAUUCAUUCAUGCUUAUUUGAUUAUUCUUGUUCUCCUCCCCCUCUUUGGGUAAUUUAUGCAAUGCACAUAGACUGUCCAUAAGGGCAUAUUUGAAUGCUUCCUGACCCUCUCAACCAAGGAAGAAAGAAGAAGAGAAAUUAGUCUUAACUUUAUCUGCUUGGGGGGAAAAAAAAGCCCUAAACUGAGACAGUUUUUUUUUUUUUGUUGUUGUUGUUUUUUUUCUUGUUCAAUGAUCCAGCAUUGCAACAAACAGAAAGCCUAGUUUGAAAUCACUUUUUGGCUCAGCAGGCUUGUUGCAAAACUGUAUUUUUUUUUUUUAUGUUAGAUUUCUGCAGACAGUCGUUUAGAUCUCAGUAUUAUUAAUUCCCGACCAGUCAUCGUAGAAAAGAAGGUUGUUGUUCCUUCGAGUUGUGUUUCUCAGUGAUACAUUACUUGAAAUACACGGCAGCGCUGAGAAAAUGGAAAAGGAGCGGCCUACCGAGCGAGGGAAAAUAAAAGCCUGUAAUGAAAGAGUUUGGAUCAGGAAAACGCGGUGGCAUCCCACACUGACCAAGCUGAACAUUUUACAGUAAAUAAAUAUAAAUGACUUUGUUACACGCGCUGCCGAGAAGCAGCCGUAGUCGGACAAAGCCGUGCUCGGUCUUUUUCCGUUGUUCCCGGUUUAGGACUGUAACCCGAACCUUAAUAUUUCUUUGCACAUUUCUGUUGUGAGAGCUAACGUUAAAGGCUGUAACCGUAAUCAGCGGAUUGUGUUAAAGCCUCACCAUCUACUGUGACAUUUCAUGAGCAAGGCCUUUCUUCAGAACUCUACGGUACACUGUGCCAAGUUAUCACGGUCACUGUUUUUAAUCGUCUUGGCCACACAGACCAAAGAUCGGGCUGGAGUAUAGAUAACCAUCUCUUAGGCUUGGUUUAAAUAAGCGACCUUUCUUGUUUCUUUUUUUUUUCUUUCCCUCUUUCUUUCUCUCUUUAUUUCUUUCUCAUUACCAAGCAAAGGUGUUUGUCUCAUCAUGAGUAAUAGCACUUUAUGUACACGUACAGUACUGGUUUAAAGAUGACGACACCUGUCUGAAACAUGAGUUACUAACUCCUGCUUCGAAUGGCUUUGGGCUGUUGUGCUUUUGAGAAUAAUUAACUCUUUUACUCAGGUAGAAUUGGGGAAGCCAUUACAAAGUGGAAUUUUUUUUUUUUUUUCUCCUUUCCUUUUCAUACGGUGCAUAUGGUGGAGAACGAUUCCGGUUUGUGUUGGAGCGUGCUGUUUUUCUCUGCGCACGCUAUUCGGCAAUACUCCUGCUGUGCUUACUCCAGCAGGUGACUUAAAUCUUGAGUAGCAGCGGUUAAAAUGUAGCCUCUGUGUGUUCUGUUCUUCUUUUAAAGCUGCAGUUUGUAAUUUUGAGGGAGCUUUCACGCUAGUUUAAAAUGUUUUUGUCACAUCCAGAGGUUUUCUACUUCUUUCUCUCUUUUUUUUUCUCUUUUUUUUUGAGCACUGGCCCAAAUCUCCUGAACUUAUGGCAUUUCUGUGGCACUACAGCUCUGGCUCUGUAAAAAAAACAAAAAACAAACGUCACCCAGCAUGUUUGAUUCACUUCCUGAGUUGAUUCAGAGUUGUUUUCACGUUCCCCACUGUAAUCGAAUCACACUGAAGCUCACACUAAUGAGCUGCUUGUUUUGGGCCACACUCUCUUGCUGGGUGGAAAAAUGCACAGAAGAGAAUUACAUCAGGGUUCCUCUGAAAUGCAUUAAACGCUAUACAAGCAAAAGCACCUAAAAACAACCCUAAAUACUGAGCGUUGUUUUAUUUUAAAGAUGCAGCAAUGCUACGCAACAAAUGUUUAUUCAUUUUAAAGCUUCUGUUUACAUUUUUCUGGCCCAGAAAUGAGCUCCUGUUUUUGCAAGCAGCUCAGUUCCCAUGUGUUUCCAGCAGCGUAUGAGUGGUUAGUCUUGCCUGCACAAGGAUGGAAGAAUUAUCAUUGUAUCGUCUAAAAAUGACAAACUGCAGCUUUUAAAAGAUGACACAUUACCACUUUAACCUGAGCCUGCCAUAGACCGUUAGAUUAUCUUGCGCAUCCCGUUCGUUAUAUGCAAUUGCAGGAGUUCUCUGCAGUUCCUUUUAUUGCUUUCUCUGGAUUUGAGGCUCAGUUUUUCUCUUGCACAAAGGGCUGAAAACUUGCCGAGAGACGCAGAAGGUUCAGGACGCUCAUUACCUUACUGGUUUUUGUCUGUGAGCGAAACGGCAGAUUCGAGUGUUUGCAUGCCUCGCUGUUGAGCUGUCGCUAUUCAAUAUUGAUUUUACGAAAGAAAAGUAGCUUCAUUUUUAUCAUAAAUACUCAUUCAUUUGUUGGUUGUUGAGGUGUUUGAGGUUUAGUUUGUUUGUUUUUUUUUAAACAUUCAUCCCAUUGUGUCGCCUCAGUCAUAGUGUGUAAGUUUAUUAUUUGUCACAUGAUCAGGAAACACUGCGACUCUCGUGACCCGAGUAGUGUGAGGCGACACCGUUACAAUAAGCACGUCAAUAUUUUUCAUUUCAACAUCUUAAAAAACAUGCCACACCAUUGAAACACCUGUGAUAGCGUUUUGACAUUUUAUUAAAAAAAGAAAAGUAAUCAUUUAGUUGUAAUAUAAAUAUAAAGUUUUAUUCGCACUGAUAAUCCUAUCUGAAAUGGAUUUAAGAAAUAAAAAGAUGGAAAUAAUAAUAAAUUCCAAUACACAAUAUUUUCCAAGCACUUAUUUUAGUUUUAUGGAUCUAUUUUAUAUAAAGAUGCAGAACUUAGACGACUGUAUAUACGACGUACGUGCUCAAGUUUGGUAUUUGAACGGCUGUGUCUAGGCAUGUGCCGAUUAUCUUUUAUUCGAUAUCCGAUGAUACGAUAAAGAAAGGCACAAUAUUGUUAUUGUAAACCCUUGUGCAUGCCUGUCGGUGGAGCGGUUCCUGUGAAUCGAGUAAUUUAUUAAUAAUGUAGUAUUAUAGAAAAGGCGAUAUUUAUUGUGUUUAACGUCGGCACAUGUCUAGAUGCAUCAUAGCUUUAGGAAUUAAUGAGGAGUAGCACAGACGUGAAAGCUAGUCUAGUGUGUGCGUCGAGUUGAACCCGAGCGAGUGUGUACACGUGUGUUGCCCUGAAGAUGUGCAAUGGCAUUUUUACUCCAGAGCUUAAGAUAUGCAAGUUUCCCCUCGUUGCUCUCGCCUCCUGUUGAAUCUACUUACAGGUGCCUGAACAAACCGUUUUUAUUAUUUACACGAUUCUAAUCUUUUUUUGUUUGUUUGUUUUUAGGCUUGUAUUUGAAUCCUUUUCUUCAGAAAUAGUCAGUGCCAUGAAUUCUUGUCUUUCGCUGAACGACACGGCCUGUUGUAUUUUACUUUUUCUAACGUACGAGGCUGUGAUUUUUCUUUUUUUUUUUUUUCCCUUAGCGAGCGGUCGCGCUUUUAGACAUCGCCGUCUACGAGGCGACUUUUGAUUGUUUUAGGCUUGUGUUUGAUUAACCGUCUGAACACUAAAUCACUAAAUCCAUCCUCAACCUAUUGGCACAGAUCUUUUUACCUAACCGAAUCGAGUUUCGUUUUCCGUGUCCGUUGAUUACCUUUCAAUAGUUACGCUAAAUACGCUCUUUUAUUUAUUUUUCCCACGCACGCAGAGUAGACUUUAACUUUUAACACUGUGUUUGGGAGAAUGCACGUUUAAGGAAACGUUUUCUGUAGUUGAAUUUGUUUAAAAGAUUAUUUUAAAGUCACGUCGGACUUGGUAGGUUGCUGUCGACGGAGUUUGCAACGCAACGGCGGGUGGAGUUAUUUGCUUUCAUUUUUUGUAGCUGUAGUCGGCAGACACAAAAAAGGGAGAAACGGAUCGAGUUGUGGUUCAGGGGUGGAUAAAUGAUCAUUUUAUUAGCUAAUCCACCAGGCAAAUAAAACUCCAGUGUUCUGCCUUGCCAUGCUUUGGUUGCUGGGAAACGUCUUUGACCAGGACUGAAAAGCGGUAGCUCAUGUAACAUAAUCUAACGUAAAGUAAUUAACCGUAGCUGUGUACCAAAUUAAAGCUUUUUUUGUACUAUAAAAAGUUUUUUUCUUUCUUUCUUUCUUUCUCUGCUUUGUCCACUGCAAAUAUAAUCAAAACAAAUAUCCCAGACAAUCCGUCUGCUUGGUCCAGGAUUACAAGAUUUGUCCACCCCUGUGACUUUUAGGCCUUUUGAUCAACCACUGAUCUGUCUGUUUGGUGCUUAGAUUGGAUUCUGCCUCUUGGACAAAAUUCUCUGUUAAGCGAAUACAUGUGAAAUGCCUCAAUGGGAAAUCUUUACAGGAGACAUGGCAUUAUAAACACCAUUCUGUUCAAACAUUUGAGGUUUUUUUUAUUAUUAUUAUUGCUGUAUAUCUGAUGUAUACUGAAAUUAGAGUUGCUGAUAAUUGUAUUAAGCUUACGAAAAAAAACGAUUCUGAGCUACUUGAGAACCAAGUAACAUCGUCACUGUGACCGAGACGACUCUGCUAACUGAUUUAGGACACGCAUUCCCAGCACGUUUAGAAAUACGUAGGAGGAUCGGAUUCCGAAAUUGUUUUUUUUUUUGGCUUGCGAACCGUGAUACACAUCCAGCAUGUCAGAUCAGCUUCCUUCAUCUGCACUGUAGAUGUGGAUGGCAUUGCUGCUGUCUGCUGUCUUUCUAGUGCGCCAAAUGUUUUUACAACUAAUUGAUAACCCUUCUGCUGUGUCCCUGGAAACUUCAAGGGAAAAUGACAGCACUGUCAGUGUUUUCACUUACAUCUGUUUUAUCGGAUCACUGCAUCCCAAAGCUUCAUGUAGAAGACGAUAUACGAAGCAAAUUCCCAAAGUGCUGCUUUCUUGGAUUGAUGUGAUUUUGAAAGUGAUGUCUGUCCUGUCUCUUAAGGAACUUAAUCAUGUGUAUCCUUGAGCCACGCACUGAGGUGUCCAUAGCUGUAAGAGAUGUGUGUGUUUGUGUGUGUGAGAGAGAGAGAGAGAGAAUAGUGUAUAAAGAGGAUACUCACUGUGCCAAUGUCGUAUCAGGUAAAUAUCACAGUGCCACGUCACACCAACUGCCAGCUCUGACUUGUCGUGUCCUCAACCAUGUCGUCUCGUUUCAUCUGUUUGCACACGGACAUCGUUGGAAUUCUUGAGGCAGUUAUUUCUUGUAUUAUUUUUUUUUCUUCAAUUAAAAAGAAAUCUUGUCUCCUAAUUGGAAUUGUGAAACUGUCUGGAUGUGUUCAUUUGGGACAAGCAUGAGAAUGUCCUUUUCAGCUUCCACAGCCAUGUAAAACAUUCAAAAGUGUUUUCACAAUUUUUCUGUCCCCAUUAAAAUGUUGAAUUGAUUUGAACAUCAA